Molecule: messenger RNA, 5031 nt
Organism: Heterocephalus glaber (naked mole-rat)
Lineage: Eukaryota; Metazoa; Chordata; Mammalia; Rodentia; Bathyergidae
Gene: Ctdsp2
Product: CTD small phosphatase 2
Molecular function (GO): RNA polymerase II CTD heptapeptide repeat phosphatase activity
Source: RefSeq, a predicted model, not a curated record
ACCCCCCUCGGGGAUUCGCGUUUUCCGUAACAAAAUAGCAAAGCUCUGAACUGUCCGCAGCCCCGGCCGCUAGCAAGUGGAGGGUCCUGGGACCUAGGACGCUGGCCCGGAGUGGGAAACACCGGCAGGCCGUGAAGAGGCCGGGUCGGCAGCUGAGGCGCGCGGGGGUGGGCUCUGCAGCCGCGGGUUGUUUAUCUGGAGUACGGAGGGGAGGGGGGAGCCUGGAAACCGCCCCGUGUCCCAUUUCCUCCUCUUGUUUUCGCUCCGGAUUCUCCAUGUUGGACCCAAACUGAGGAGCCCGGAGCUGCCACCGGGGGAUCGGGGCCGGGGGCACCCGGGGGAGCCGCUGCCCGGGCCGCCCGCCCUCCGUCCAGGCCGCCUCCCUUCCCGGCCUGGGGAGGAAACGAGAAGGGGGAUGUGAACAGCGGUGGGAGUCGGAGACUCGGGAGCCAGAGCGGAGCGGGUCCCCGCCCAGGCCCCCAGCCCAGCCCUGCCCAGCCCGCGCGCCCUCCCGUCCUCCCGCCCAGCCAGCCCGGGCCCGCGGAAUUGUUAGAUGGAACACGGCUCCAUCAUCACCCAGGCGCGGAGGGAAGACGCCCUGGUGCUCACCAAGCAAGGCCUGGUCUCCAAGUCCUCUCCUAAGAAGCCGCGUGGACGUAACAUCUUCAAGGCUCUCUUUUGCUGUUUUCGUGCCCAGCAUGUUGGCCAGUCCGGUUCCUGCACUGAGCUUGCUGCAUACAAGGAAGAAGCCAACAUCAUUGCCAAGUCGGAUCUGCUCCAGUGUCUCCAGUACCAGUUUUAUCAGAUCCCUGGGACCUGCCUACUCCCAGAGGUGACAGAGGAAGAUCAAGGAAGGAUCUGUGUAGUCAUUGACCUGGAUGAAACCCUUGUACACAGUUCCUUUAAGCCAAUCAACAAUGCUGACUUCAUAGUGCCUGUAGAGAUUGAGGGGACCACUCACCAGGUGUACGUGCUCAAGAGGCCUUAUGUGGAUGAGUUCCUGAGACGAAUGGGGGAGCUCUUUGAAUGUGUUCUCUUCACUGCCAGCCUGGCCAAGUAUGCUGACCCUGUGACAGACCUGCUGGACCGGUGUGGGGUGUUCCGGGCCCGCCUGUUCCGGGAGUCCUGUGUGUUCCACCAGGGCUGCUAUGUCAAGGACCUCAGCCGCCUGGGGAGGGACCUGAGGAAGACCCUCAUCCUGGACAACUCGCCUGCUUCUUACAUCUUCCACCCAGAGAAUGCAGUGCCUGUGCAGUCCUGGUUUGAUGACAUGGCAGAUACUGAGUUGCUCAACCUGAUCCCAAUCUUUGAGGAAUUAAGUGGAGCAGACGACGUCUACACCAGCCUUGGGCAGCUGCGGGCCCCUUAGCCUUCGUGCUUCCAAGCAGUGGCUAUCCCAGCAGGGGACUUUGCUACACUGUGCCUUUUUGAUCAGCCUGACAGACUGAGCGAAGCUGGAGCACCUCAGCAGAUGGGGCCCAGAAAUAGAUGUGAUUGGAAAGAGCUUUAGGGCAGAUUAGAUACCAGCUGGGUAGAUCAGACCAACAAUAUCCAGAGAUACCGGUUCCAAGUUAGGUUCCCGAGAUAGAUGUGUGUGAGAGAGAGAGCGCAAGAGUCUUAGGAAGUACUACAGACCCAGGGAAUUCAGUGUUUCAAUGGGGAAGAAGCUGAAAGAUCAAGACUUUUUUUCCCAAGUUGGUUCAUCUCUCCUGCCACCCUAUGAGCCACUGAGCUUUACUGGGAUAAAGACUGUUGUCGCAGGCUCUGUUGCCAAACCAUGGCCUUUCCUCGGGGUUGGAAGGCCUGUGCAAAGGAGAAAGGAGGGGUCAGAGGCUGCCUUUGGAUGCCCUAGGCACACACCUUUCUGAAAACUCUCAGCCCAGUUGCUGCAAACAAAAAGAUGCCAUUUCUGGGAAGAUGAAGACUUGUUUCCAGAACCAGUAACCCCGUGACUGUCAGGUCCUGUGGCCCAAGGGUUGCACUUGCCUCCUGCCGGGUGCCUGCCAUGGGCCCCUGUCUAUGUCUCCCCAAGGUUUGGGCACUGGGUCUGCCUUCCUCACCACCUAGCCAUACUCUGAUCCCGUGGGGAAGGUCUUCUGCCUGCCCUGGAAGACAGAUAACUGAUUUCUCUUCUUUUGACUCUUAAAAUUCUAAACUUGGAGCAUUGGGCCUGGCUUGUUUCUGGCAAAGCUGUGAUCCUGGGCCUGAGAUGAAUGUGGGAGGUGUUUGGGGUAUAGGGAAGAGGUAAAUCCCCAAAGCAGAGUAUGUGUCCUCUUGGCUUGUUAGAUGAGCUGGGCUUCUUUCUGUAAGUCUGCUCUUCAGGGAUUCUCUGCUGGUGCUGGCGAAGGGACUUUGGUUCCAAAGGCUGAGAAAGGCUUUCCAAGCUGCCCCAGCCCCUCCCAUUGCUUGGGCAGGGUGCUUUGCUAUUGUGUCUUCCCUGGGCGGCUUCUGUCCAGUGCUGAAAUCUGUCCAGUACUGAAGUCUGUCUGUUCCUGUGUUCAUCCCUCCUGGCUGUCACUCUUCCUCUCAGAGGCUCAAAACUGCUUUUCCAGAACUGAGGGGGACGGAUGUUCUUAACAUUUUGUUUGCCAGCCUUCUGCCCCCAGUAACGGCUGAGUGAACCCCUCACACACCUGCACUCUUGGGUGUCUUUUGCUUUCAAAGAUUGUUAAUAGUGGGCCGGGGAUUUAGCUCAGUGGUUUUGCCCCCUGCUGCGCAAGUGCAAGGACCCGAGUUUGAUCCCUGGUAACGAAAAAAAAAAAAAAAUUGUUAAUAGUGAAUGCUUUAAAAAAUAGUCCUAAAAUGGAAGUUUCCCCUGGGCUGGAAAACAGAGGAGGAAGUGCUGCUGUAAUUGGGAGCACAAGGGGCCCUCCAGAAGGUGCCCAACCUCAGCAUCACUGCCUUAAGGCCUCCCCUGGGGCUGCUGGAUGGGGCUCUCCUCCCUCCUGGGAUAGGAGGCAGGUCCUGUCCCCAUCUCUGUUGCCUGGAGGCAGAUACCGUAAAGCAUUUGUGAAUCGCUUCCGGUGCAGGUAUACUGCCCACUCAGGACUCAUCCUGUUAUCCUUUUCAGUUUCUACACACUAGACCCAGCUUCAGGAACUGCUAACCAGUUUGGAGAUACCAGGUGGUGGAGCAGCAGCUCAGUAUUCUGAGUGAUAGCUGGCUGGCUGGGUCUUUUGUGGUACCACCUUCCCUCCUUGUCCCAAUGUGGGAUGCCUUGUCUUCCUCUUUGUUUUCACAGAAGUGAAACAGAGCACCCAGCCCUCCUGUGGUCAUUCCUCCAGCAUAAUUCCCUGUGCUUGUGGGGUCCCACCACAGGUGAAGGGCAGAGGGCUCCAGGUGCUAGCCAGGAAGGCCAUCUGAAGGAAGGGGGAUGCUUAGAAGCUAAGGCCAGCUGUGACUUCAGACCCAGGUCCUGGCCACCACUGCCAUUCUAAUAUUGCAGGAGCAGCUUCUUUCCCAACCCCUACCCUGAGGGUUAGCCCUCAGCCAAGUCUUCUGUCACUUGGCCUGGCCAAGCUUUUCUGACUAAGCAAUAAGAGUCUCGAAGCUGAUUGAGUUCCAAGAACCCUUUCUCUGCCCUCUUUUGGAUAUCCAUGUAUUCCCACACAGAGAGCCUGUGCCACCCCUAUUCCUAUCAGGCUUGUCCCAUGCUUCAAGUGUGACCUGUGACCAAAGCCUAGAAUGGCUUGGUAGGAGUGUCCCUGCUGCUUCUGCAUGAAGCCCCAGCUUUCCAGUCCCUGCUCCUGUCAGAACCCCACCUGCUCCCUUGCAGGUUUUCCUUGGAAAUGCCACCUCCACUCUCCCUUCUUUCCUCUCCUGGAGAAGCAGUGUGGCCAGAUCUAAACAAGCCCAGUCCAUGGGGACCAGCACCAGCCUAAAGUCAUCAUUUGCUGUCUGCUUUCUAGCUUCGCAGUGUAUUGGGGCAAGUGGUGAUUGUGAAGCUUGAGGAAUCAGGCAGACUUAACUUCUGGAGGAGGGCAAGACUGAGAGGAAGCCACUUCUGCAGUCUGUGCUGGGGCUUGCCACCAGCCUGUCCCACUUGAGACUGGUCUUUGGGAAUCAGUAGGCUACCGUGCCUGGUGUCAGCACCAACUCAAGCCAUGCCAGAAUCUGCCCACCUGCCAGGUUCAGUUCUUUAAGGUGCCUCUUCAGGGACACAGUGUGUCUCUCUGAUUGGGCUUCUAAAUCAAAAGCCUGAUGUUCUUGUCCCUCUUAUAGGGGGAGCUUUGGACACAGGACCAGUUCAGUAAAGGGUCAGAUAUGGGUUUCCUCUCUGCACAUUGUAGAGGGGACACUCUGUAGGCCCAUCGGUCCCUUGCUAGAGUGUUUGCCUUCAGUUAACCUGGGAACUUUUGUUUAGCUCCCUCCUUCCUCCCAAAGACUUUUGUGUAAAUGUAUAAAUUCAACCGUUAACAGUGGCCCAGAAGCUUCCUUGUACUAAAAGCAUGGGAGUCUCAAGGGAGUCAUUCCCUGGGAAGUGGGCCCCAUGCAGUUCUGCUGCCCCUCUCGAGUCCUCAUUAGUGGGGCAGCCCCGUGUACAGUUGGCCUGCAUCGAACAGCCCAGCCAGGCCAUGUAUUUGAGAAAGGUAAGCCCACUUUCCCCUUCCGGUCUUCAGUUGGUUGCUUAACCAUUAUUGUCCUUCAACCACCUUUUUUCUAAAAUAAGGGGGCUUGGUUUUGUCUUUCUCCUUUUUUAAACACCAAUAAAUAUCUGCGUAUUUAGGCACUGGAGAGGAGGUGGGGGUCUGGCCAGCUGCCCCCAGGCAGACUCACCUCAGAGCUUCUUUGCUUGUAAUUACCCCAAGUUUGCUGUGAUCCCCUUUCAAGAUGCCAUUUGGAGGGGAGAAGGUCUGCUUCCCACUGUGCCUGGGCUAUGGGAUUCUGACUACCUUGCUUCAUGAUUUGAUAAAUUUGUUGUAUUCAAAAACUUGAAAUGUAGGACGCCAUUAAGUGUCUGUUUAUAUUUUUGGAAUAUUUGUAUUACAAUUAAUUAAUAAAAGCAGGUUUGUAAAACCUAUCCAAAUAUGG